AUGGCAACAAAAAGCACACAACAGAGCGGUCCAUUAUCCUCAACUUUGAAGAUGAGUGAACAAGAACAACAUCCAUCCAACCACCAACCUCCUGCAUUCGGUACUCUUGAAAUGAAAAAACAAUUCUAUACCGAUUUAAAUUAUACCAAUCUGAAUCAUGGAUCCUUUGGAAGCACUCCAAAGCAAGUAUUGCAAGCUAAUUUUAAUUAUCAAGUUGAAAUGGAAACAUCCAUUGAUGAAUGGUUCAGAAUUAAAGUCAUUCCAAAAUACAAUCAAUCUCGUCAAAUUCUCUCUAAAAUGAUUGGAUCUCAACAUGAAGAUGAUGUUGUACUCGUUGAGAAUGCAAGUACUGCCAUUAAUUCCAUUUUUAGAUCCUAUCCAUUUCUCAAUGAAAUGAAACAACAUAUGGAGAAGAGUCAAAAUGUAGAUCAUACGAUCACUCUUAAAAAACCCAUAACCAUUCUCUAUUUCAAUACUGCCUAUGGAAUGGUUAAAAAAACUUUGGAAUUUAUUCAUGAUUUUUAUGGACAAGUUCAAUUAUUAGAAUUGAAUUUUACACUUUCUGAUAUUCAAAGUGAAGAGAAUAUUUUAAACAAAGUGCAAUCCUUCACACUCUCUCAUUUGAAUACUCAUGAUAUUAAGAUUGCUGUCAUGUGUCAUAUUGUAUCAACACCAGCGAUUACAUUACCAGUAAGGGAAUUAGUGAAAUUAUUUAAAAAACAUUCCAUUUCAACAAUUAUUGAUGGUGCUCAUACUAUUGGUAAUAUUCCAUUCAAUGUUUCUGAAAUUGAUUCUGAUUAUUAUUUGACCAAUACUCACAAGUGGUUAUUUACACCCAAGACUGGUUGCCUCUUAUGGAAAAAUCCAAAAGCCUCAUUCCAAAUCCAUCCAACCGUCAUUAGUUUCCAUUAUACCAAUACUCCACAAUCGAGUUAUCAAAAAGAAUUCUCUUAUACUGGUACAAGAGAUUAUUCAUCAUAUUUAUCAAUCAAAGAUGCUAUUGAAUAUAGACAAUGGUUAGGAGGUGAAGAAAAGAUUCAACAUUACAAUUCUCAAUUAGCCAUUCAAAUUGGUGAAUUGUAUUCCAAAUUAUUUGGAACUCAAGUCAUUACUAAUGAUAAGAGAUUAUGGGGUGGUUCAAUGGUGAAUAUUAAAUUACCAUUAGAAUUUGGUGAAGAUUUAACAUUUUGGACUCGUGUUCAAUCCAUCGUUUUAGAAACAUUUAGAUCCUAUGUGGUAUUUUAUGAAUUUGAUUCUAAAAUGUAUUGUAGAAUAUCAGCACAGAUUUAUAACGAUUUGAAUGAUUACGAGAGAAUUGGUAGAGCUAUUUAUCAAGUAGCAAAGGAAUUGAAAGAGAGUGAUGGUGGUCAAGUUAAUAGUGGUGGUCAAGAAUAG
Messenger RNA from Naegleria lovaniensis, 1395 nucleotides. RefSeq lists its product as uncharacterized. The transcript is spliced from 3 exons. Lineage: Eukaryota; Heterolobosea; Eutetramitea; Acrasida; Naegleriidae. The record is from RefSeq and is a predicted model, not a curated record. The coding region runs from base 1 to 1395 and encodes 464 amino acids.